This is a messenger RNA of Xylaria bambusicola, 1353 nucleotides long. RefSeq names its product S-adenosyl-L-methionine-dependent methyltransferase. Gene Ontology annotation, molecular function: sterol 24-C-methyltransferase activity. NCBI's taxonomy places the organism in Eukaryota, Fungi, Ascomycota, Sordariomycetes, Xylariales, Xylariaceae. The coding region runs from base 240 to 1160 and encodes 306 amino acids. The transcript has a single exon. Gene Ontology annotation, biological process: ergosterol biosynthetic process. Gene Ontology annotation, cellular component: endoplasmic reticulum. The record is from RefSeq and is a predicted model, not a curated record.
GCACGGGUUGUGGCGUUUUUCUUUCGCCGAGGCUACUCCGUAUAGACACUGUUUUUUCCAUCCCUUGAUGAUUUUACAUGAAUGACCUUCCCCGCAUUCGCGCGAGUUUUCAUCUACUAAUUUGCUGUUUACCGACUUACUGACUCCUUGUUUUUUAAUCAGUUACAAGCAAUUACAUUGAUACCUUCCAUUUGAAGGGGUGUACUGUGAUAGUUCCCAGUGCCUCAUAACCUGCCGACAUGUCCUCCUCAAUUCCCCGGCCAGACGACAACGAUACCGAGCCGCUCAUCAAUUCCAACCCUAAAUUACAGGCCUACUACUACUCCCUCGAGUCCCGAAUAGGCUACAGAUUGUUACUUGGAGGUACUCGACAUUUCGGAUACUAUGAAGAGGACACAUACUGGCCUUUCCCGUUGUCUCGAGGCCUUCGAAGAAUGGAAGACAAGCUGGCAGAUGUGCUUGCAUUACCUCCCGGUUCUCAGGUGUUAGAUGCUGGCUGCGGCGUUGGGCAUGUUGCUUUGCGCAUGGCCCAAACGUACAAGUUGCGCGUCGAGGCUAUUGAUGUCGUGGACCAUCAUGUCUACAAGGCCGCUCGAAAUUUCAAGCAAGCUGGUCUCCCCUCAGGACAACUCAGAGUUCGAAAGAUGGAUUAUCAUAAUCUCGAGUCGUUCAGUUCCGAGUCUUUCGAUGGCAUAUAUACAAUGGAGACGUUCGUCCAUGCCACCGACCCCAAAGCCGUUCUGGAGGGAUUCUAUCGCCUUCUACGACCAGGCGGUCGGUUAGUUCAAUUCGAGUACGACCACAAUACGCGAGAAAACUCGCCGCAGGAUAUGGCCUACUCGAUGGAUCAAGUUAAUGAUUACGCUGCGAUGCCUACAAAUGCUAUAUCCCACCCCGGCGUGUUCAAAAGAAUGCUAGAAGAGGCAGGUUUCGAAGAUGUUGUUGUUCGCGACUACUCCAAAAAUAUUAUCCCUAUGACUCGAUUCUUCUUCCUGCUCGCAUGGGUACCAUUUCUAAUCGUCCGCCUUUUCGGACUUGAGCGGUGGUUUAUUAAUACAAUUGCUGGUGUCGAGGCCUAUCGAGGCCAAGGGCAUUGGCACUAUCUGGCCAUAUCAGCUAACAAGCCAGGGGCUCCAGCUGAAGAUGUAAAAUCGAAGUAGAAACUGCAAUAUCAACUUCAAGAAGGACAAUAUACGUGAAUGUUGAUUAAACUUGACCCUCAAGGACCGAUUACCGACGGUCCUCCAAUGUGGAAUAUUAGAGAACCACUUUCGCUAUAUAUUUCUUAGUUAAGCUACACUCUAAUCUUUGAAAUACAAUGCCCAGCACUCAGUAGAGCCCUCAGUGGCUGCC